This is a messenger RNA of Oikopleura dioica, 1581 nucleotides long. The record is from the annotation of a GenBank genome assembly. NCBI's taxonomy places the organism in Eukaryota, Metazoa, Chordata, Appendicularia, Copelata, Oikopleuridae.
AUGAACGUUGAAGUUGGGGACAGGGUCGUUGCACGGACAUCAGAUGGAAUCGCGUACACUGGAGUUAUCAUAGAGACAGACAAAAAACGACUUGAAGUUUCUUUACAAUUCGAUGAUGAUAAGCAGAUUUUGUGGCAACGAUAUUCAGAAGUUCGACUGUUGGAGAAGAAAAGCUCCUCUGCCUCUCGAUGUAGAGAAUGCUUCAGCCCCGGUGAUGAAGAUGAAAAAAAGUUGAAAGUUUGCGACAAAUGCGGAGAAGGAUUCCACGCAAGUUGUCAUCGCCCGAAUCUGACCAUUGCCGAUUUGGAUGGACAAAAAUGGCUUUGCAGAUUCUGCAUUUUCUCGCUUUGCUCAAGAAAAGGAGGAGCUGUUGUUCCAGAACAUCUGCGAUCUCAGUGGCAACGCGUGCGAAUGUCGCUUGCUUACGAUAAACAAGCGCUGAAUUGGGAUGCUCUUUACAGGAUAAACGAGCAAGAGUUGUACUGUUACUGCGGCGCUCCUGGCGACUGGAAUCAGAAAAUGCUCCAAUGUCUCGAUUGCCGUCAGUGGUUUCACGAAGCUUGCCUGGAAAAAGGAAGAAUUCUCAAGAAGCCAUUGAUGAAUGCGGAUUUGUAUUACAACUACAAAUGCGCCACGUGCAAGAAAGGAGAAGAUUUCAUUCAACGGCUUGAUCUCAGCUGGACUGAAGCCAUGCAGUUGAUUUUCUACAAUUUAAAGUUCGUCGCGCCACAACAGUACUUUCGAUUGGACACAGACAUCAUGCGUUACACAAAACUCGUCUGGGACGAUCUUCAACUCGUGAAACUGUCGAAAGAAGCGCCCGAUUGGGAAAGAAGAAAAGAAAAGAUUGUCGAAGCAAUGACGUCUUCUACCGAAAUCUUCAGGCAAUACAAACAUGCAAAUGGGCAGCUAAUGAAGCUCUGGAAACUGCUUGACGAAUCGACGCCGCCGAAGCCAUCGAAAAAAACGCGACGAUUGGCGCUAGAAAUAUUUCUCUUUCUCCCUCGAGCUCUUCAACCAACGAAGCCAAAAAAACGCCACUCAAGUUCAAUUUCCGAGGAUUCCGACGAUGUUUUCAUGAAAAACAAUAUGCGACAAUCCCCUGUUAGAACGCCUACCAGUAUAAAGAAAAAUCCGCUCAAACUAAACUACUCGCCUGCCCAAAAACUGCCGAAAAAUGGAUCCACCCCCACCCUGCCAAAUGAAUGGUCCCCCUCCUCGCCGAAACUUCCUCAUCCCACGAGCUUACGAAAAGUCGCCAAGAAAGAAUCCCCCGUCAAGAAGCCAAAAACACUCGCGAAGAAUUUCAAAAAAGGUUCAUCAAGUUCAAAAGUCGGAAAGUCGUCGACCGAAACUGGUUCUACGAGUUCCGCAGUUUCGCGAAUCUCGCCAACGCCAAAUGCAAAAGCGAAGGAAUCCCCGUUUACCCUUUCAAGCGCUAUUGAAGAACAGCCGAAAUUCGAUGCAAAGUGGAGAAUGGCCUCUGGCGAAGGGUUCCGCAUUCUCGGACGCCGGCGAGAACCAUCCGGUAUCAUUUCCUAUCAAAUCGAGUGGGAACAAAACUCCAACGUCGACUACUAA